AUGUGGUUAAUAUCCGCACAAAUUGGGAUUCCUUAUCUAAACAAAAAUAAACAAAAAGCCGCAAAUCUGGCUGACGCGGCUCCUCAGAAGUUGGUAAAGUUUCGAACGCGACUAGACGAAAAAAAAAAAAUGUCGACCGUAUUUAUCGGGAUUUUAGUGCUUUUUGUGACGACGAUACGGUGCGACGACCACACAAAGCGAUGCGUAAACAGGUGUCUCCAAACCAAAAACAACAAUCUGGAUAUUUAUUUGGAAUACAAAAAGGCCGUACUGCAAGUGCCCAUGAUGAUGACGUCACCGCCCUCGUUACCAGGUAAUACAUUGGAACGUCAUUUACGUCAUUUAGUUUCAGCAGCAGUGUCGUUGAGAGACUUUCAAGUGGAACCAGUCGAAGAAAGUUGCAGCUCAUUUAACUUCAACAAAACUCGCAACAACAUCAAAUGCAAACCUCGCCCUUUUAUACUAGACGUAGUCUCUUCUCAAGGCAAAGUAUUCCCAGACAAAAUCCUGACCAAACAGUGCGCGGGCUUUUGCACCGGAAACAAACGAUGCGCGCCGACGAAAACCGUCAACGUUUCAACGUCAGUUCAAAUUCUGUUGGCCGACAGGCGCGUGCGCUGUUCCACCAUUUUGGUACCGCGCGACGUCAAAUGCAAAUGUCAAUGCGCCACUUCGAGGAUGGACUGCAAUCGAAAUCAGGCGUUCGACAGAAAUAGUUGCGUUUGCGCUUGUACUAACAAGAACGAAGAAAAACACUGCUACACGAAAAUCGAAAAGUUCAGAUUGCACAUGUGGGACCCCAAGACUUGCUCGUGCGUCUGUAGAACGGAACAGCCGUGUUCCACAGGCAAAAUUUGGGACAAAAUUUUGUGCAGGUGCUCGAAAAAAACUUGA
Molecule: messenger RNA, 894 nt
Organism: Ceutorhynchus assimilis (cabbage seed weevil)
Lineage: Eukaryota; Metazoa; Arthropoda; Insecta; Coleoptera; Curculionidae
Source: the annotation of a GenBank genome assembly